This is a messenger RNA of Erinaceus europaeus (western European hedgehog), 1830 nucleotides long. It is a transcript of the gene WRAP53, whose product is annotated as WD repeat containing antisense to TP53. The record is from RefSeq and is a predicted model, not a curated record. Gene Ontology annotation, biological process: Cajal body organization. Gene Ontology annotation, molecular function: protein binding; RNA binding. Gene Ontology annotation, cellular component: Cajal body. NCBI's taxonomy places the organism in Eukaryota, Metazoa, Chordata, Mammalia, Eulipotyphla, Erinaceidae. The transcript is spliced from 10 exons. The coding region runs from base 223 to 1815 and encodes 530 amino acids.
CCGAGUUCCCGCGAGACCAAGUGGCGCGGCUCUACCGACCUAGGACUCGGGGGUGUUCGGCGUUGGCAUCUCCCGCCCCCUCCCGGAAGAAGGGGAAAGGCACAAGUGGGUUAUUCCAGAUAUGCCUCUGCCCGGUUGUGAACUUUAGAACUGCCGCUUCUGCUGGCCCCGGGGGGAGAAGGCCACCUGGCUGCGGCAGAUGUCCGCCACCUCCUCUGCAGCAUGAAGACGCCGGAGGAGCCUGGGUUGGCUCCGGACUGCCUGUCUUCAGACCAGCCCCCAGCGUCAGCCCAGCUCUCUCCUCAGGCUUCCCCGAGGCAUGAAGACGCCGACCCUGAGCUGAUGCCACCGCCAUGCGAUGGGCACGAUCCGCCCCGCGUGUCUCCAGAUCCGCAGGCUGGCUCCCAGGAGUUGGCGGCGGGGGACCCCGCUGCUCUCUCCACUCCCCUGGGAACCGCGUGCGGUCCUCCGGCUGGGUUGAGCCCUCGAAUCGAGGAGCCAGAACCUUCUGGAAAUGUGAGCCUUCCUGCAGAAGAAACGGACAGGCCAGACUGGAGCCCUGAAGAAGCUGUGGAAGGUGUGUCUGAGGAUCCCGGUGCCGAGGAUGAGGGAUUCCCCACUUGGAACUAUAACUUUUCUCAGCUCCCUCGGUUUCUCACGGGUUCCUGGUCUGAAUUCAGCGCCCAACGGGAGAACUUCUUGAAAGGCUGUAAGUGGGCUCCUGAUGGCUCUUGCAUCUUGACCAAUAGUGCUGACAACAUCCUGCGUAUUUAUAACCUGCCCUCAGAGCUGUACAGUGAGGGGGAGCAGCUGGAUUACUCAGAAAUGGUCUCUGUCCUUCGGAUGCCAGAAGGUGACACUGUCUAUGAUUACUGCUGGUAUUCUCUGAUGUCUUCAUCACAGCCAGACACCUCCUACGUGGCCAGCAGCAGCCGGGACAAUCCAGUUCACAUCUGGGACGCGUUCACUGGAGAGCUCCGGGCUUCCUUUCGAGCCUACAAUCACCUGGAUGAACUGACGACAGCCCACUCACUCUGCUUCUCCCCCGAUGGCUCCCAGCUCUUUUGUGGUUUCAAUCGAACUGUGCGUGUGUUCUCUACCGCUCGGCCUGGCCGAGAUUGUGAGGUCCGAGCCACGUUUGCCAAAAAACAAGGCCAGAGCGGCAUCAUCUCCUGUAUAGCCUUUAGCCCAGCCCAGCCCCUCUAUGCUUGUGGUUCCUAUGGCCGCUCCCUGGGUCUGUAUGCGUGGGACGAUGGCUCCCCUCUUGCCUUACUGGGGGGGCACCAAGGGGGCAUCACCCACCUCUGUUUUCACCCUGAUGGCAACCAGUUCUUCUCAGGAGCACGCAAGGAUGCAGAGCUUCUGGGCUGGGAUCUCCGGCAGCCUAGUCAUCCGCUGUGGUCUCUGAACCGAGAGGUGGCCACCAAUCAGCGCAUCUACUUUGACCUGGACCCGAGCGGGAAGUGCCUGGUGACUGGCAGCACAAGUGGGACCGUGUCUGUGUGGGAUAUCACCGGGGCUGGGCUUGAGGGCCGACCAGAGCCAGUGCUGAGUUUUCUGCCCCAGAAGGACUGCACCAAUGGAGUGAGCUUGCACCCUAGCCUGCCUCUGCUGGCCACAGCCUCCGGCCAGCGUGUGUUUCCGGAGCCCUCAGAGAGUGGAGAUGAAAGGGAGCAGGGAGUGGACCUUCCCCUGCUCUCCAUGAGCAACAUGCACCUUGACUGUCAGCUUCAGCUCUGGUGGUGUGGGGGAAGCGAUGCCAGUGUCCCUGCGGCUCAGGGAGGCCCAGAGGGAAGUGGGGAUGAGUUGCUAUAAAAAGGUUUUCUGUGA